AUGAAGAUGUUCAGCUUCGCCAUCUGGCAACUGCGCUCCUCAUACCUCUCGACGAUCAAAGACGGCAUCGGUGACCGCUUGAUCAACGUCAACAACUCUGUCCUCAACACCCCAGGCUUCCGCGCUGCCGGUUGGUCGGCCGUUGCUACCAACGGCACCAGUGCUAGCAGCAUCAAGCGCACCUACUCCCCUCCGAUCCCAACCACGGCGGCCGUCUCCUCCGAAUACUUUCGGCUAGCCGUACGAGAUGCAAACGCUGCACGGGAUGAGCUACAAGGCCUUGGACUGGAAGGAGGUGAGGAAGAUGAAGGGGGCAUGGUGACCGGCAAAGGCAACAUGGAUUACACAGGUCGAAGGAAUCAUGCUCGAGGAAAGAAGAAAGGCCGACGCGACCAUAACCAAGAGACACAACCGCCGGUAGUCCCCGAGGAUGACGAUAGCAGUGACUUGAGUGAUGACAGCGACGAGGAGAGUGAAAACUUGCGCCCGUCGGCCGACGCGAUCAAAUUUAACAAGAUGCCCAUACGCCGGGACCGAGCCGAUUCCUCUCCUAUUCGUUCGAUUGAACACCGAGAACGACCAGAGGUCAUGAUCACCUCGCCCUCGACACAGAAUGUGGCUAGCCAUUACCGCACGGGGUCGCUGGGGACUGCGGUUUCCGGCAAGCAACAACGCCCGCGAGGGGAUACAACAACGAGCAGUGACUACCUGUCAACAGAUAACGAGGUCGACUCUCAGAGCUACAAACCGGGCCAGGUCCAGUUCUCGACCGCUGAUCACGCAGUGGAUCGUCCCCGCAGACGACGGGAACGGACUGGUAGCCGUGGUGCGGACAGUAUCGUCCUCGAGGAUUUGCACGAGCAGGAUGAGGACUCCGGCGCAGAGUCCGUGGGAUCUGCCUUGUCCUCGGAAUUUGAUGCCACAGCCGGCUCUGGCUCAUUGCUGCUAGCUGGAGUCGGCAUUAAUGGUACAUUGAACGCGUCCUCUCCAGUGGUCCUGAUGCACAAGCUUCCCGCAAACACUGGACCCAGUCAGAGCAGCUCUCCGCGUAAAACUAAAACCCCAGCGCCCGAGUUACAUGACCUUCCACCACCGCGGCCUAUCAGCACAUUUAAGCCAGUCAGUUUGCUCACUAAACAGCUUAAGUCUAGGAAACGAGCUCCGAGCAAUCCUGUGGAGAAGUUCAUCGUUCUUUCUGGCAAAGAUCAGGCUGAUCCACUACACCUCAAGAUCUAUGUUCCAUUUUCAUCCGAUCCUGAAGAUCCACUGGAUCUACCCCUCACGCGAGAGUCUAAACUUGCAGAGCAACCUGCGAUAGUCACUGUUGCCGAGACGAUCGGUCUUGCACUUUGGAAAUACUCCGAAGAGUCGCGUGAUCCAUCUAUCGACCGAGAGAAACUGACAGUCAACCGAUGGACUCUGCGUAUGGUCGACGAUGGCGAAGUCGAGUACGACUUCCCGGCGCUCGGACGAACACUUCCGAUGACGGACUUCACAUCGAACAAUAACAACGCGGCGAAAAUGCGUGGCCGGUCACGAGGCAAGCCAUACGACGAGUUUGCACUUGUCGAAGCGACCAAUACAGAGUUUGAGGAGAAUGAACGACUGCAUCCGCAAUUCAGCCAAAGUCUUGGGUCUGAUGAGGGUGAGCCCCCUGUCAACCUAACAGUCCCGGGUGCCCCAGGCGCCUCUCAACCCACUCCGCCAGUCAAGCCCGCAAUAGGACGACAGAACCCGAUUCUCGGCCAGCCAUUCUCCUCCGCAUUGAACGACAACACGCUGACGCCAGCGGAUCGACCAAUGGUUCCCAUUUCGCAUGCUACCCCGCGCAUGGGUGUGACUAAGACGUUGAAGAUUCGCUUCGUUAACCUAGAGGCCGCUGCGCAUACGAUGACCCUGAAUCCCUCUACGGACAGCUACAUUGCAGAGCUCCUGGACGCAGUGUGUAAGCGCUGGGGUCUGGAUAAGGGCAACUACCUCCUCAAGGUGAUGGGCUCGAACACUAUUGCGCCGCUUGACCGUACCGUGGAGGCAUUGGGCAACAUCACGGAAUUGGACCUAGUCCGCCGACGCUUCGGGGCUGGCCCUCUUUCACUCGGCGGCUCACCUGGUAGUUCUUCACCCAAUGCCCCGCUCCAGGUAGACAGCAACCCUCAAGCAACCUUGAAGAAGGGCAAGAAGGGCGGGAAACCCAUGCUGCCUUCAUUCUCACAGAAGCAAGAUCUUAUCGCCGGCUACUACCGCCGGUACCAUGUCUUCCGCAAACAACCCAUGACCUUCACUGCUUCGAACCACAGGAUUUUGACAUUCGAUAACGACUAUAUGCACAUGGUGCCUGGCGAUACAGGCAAAACAGCGGACACAAAAACACGCUCGAUCAAUUUCAAUGAUGUCGUGGGAUGUAAGGUCAGCCGGCGGCAUCCAAAGAGUUUCCGAGUGGUGGUGCUCCGCGGCAACGAAGCGAACGAACAAAAACGUUAUGAUUUUGAGGCCCGCAAUGCUUUGGAGGCUGUCGAAAUCGUGGAUGAGAUUAAGAAGAACAUGACACAAUAUCGUAUAUGA
Penicillium cosmopolitanum is the source of this 2562-nucleotide messenger RNA. Its product is annotated as Sin1 family protein. Gene Ontology annotation, cellular component: plasma membrane; cytoplasm; TORC2 complex. Gene Ontology annotation, molecular function: phosphatidylinositol-4,5-bisphosphate binding. Lineage: Eukaryota; Fungi; Ascomycota; Eurotiomycetes; Eurotiales; Aspergillaceae. The record is from RefSeq and is a predicted model, not a curated record. The transcript is spliced from 3 exons. Gene Ontology annotation, biological process: TORC2 signaling. Bases 1 to 2562 code for a protein of 853 amino acids.